GGCAGCGGCUCAUGGCGGCGGUGGGGCCCCCGCAGCAGCAGGUGCGGAUGGCCCAGCAGCAGGUCUGGGCGGCGCUCGAAGUGGCGCUCCGGGUUCCCUGCCUCUACAUCAUCGACGCCAUCUUCAACUCCUACUACGAUUCCAGCCAAAGCCGGUUCUGCAUCGGGCUUCAGAUCUUUCUCCGGCUCCUCGGUAUAGUUGUAUCCAGUGUUGUUCUGAUCUUGUCACAGCGGUCACUUUUCAAGUUUUACAUGUACAGCUCAGCCUUUCUGUUAGCUGCAACUUCAGUGUUGGUGAAUUACUAUGCUGCUUUGCACAUUGACUUCUAUGGUGCCUACAACACGUCAGCGUUUGGAAUCGAGUUGCUUCCUCGGAAAGGGCCCUCACUGUGGAUGGCACUCAUUGUUCUGCAGCUAACCUUUGGAAUUGGAUAUGUCACACUGCUCCAGAUUCAGUCCAUCUAUUCACAGUUAAUUAUUUUGAAUAUCUUGGUUCCUGUAAUCGGCUUAAUCACAGAGCUACCAUUACACAUCAGAGAGACAUUAGUUUUCAUGUCUUCCUUGAUUCUCAUAUUUAACACAGUGCUUGUCUUGGCAGUGAAACUUAAGUGGUUUUAUUAUUCUACUCGGUAUGUUUACUUGUUAGUGAGGCAUAUGUACCGAAUUUAUGGAUUACAGUUGCUGAUGGAGGACACAUGGAAGAGGAUUCGUUUCCCAGACAUACUUCGGGUCUUCUGGCUAACAAGAAUUACAGCUCAGGCUACAGUGUUAAUGUACAUUUUAAGGAUGGCAAAUGAAACUGAGUCCUUUUUUAUUUCUUGGGAUGAUUUCUGGGACGUCAUUUGCAAUCUAAUAAUUAGUGGGUGCGAUUCUACACUAACUGUACUAGGCAUGAGUGCUGUAAUUUCUUCAAUAGCCCAUUAUUUGGGCCUUGGAAUAUUGGCCUUUAUUGGAUCAACUGAAGAAGAUGACAGGCGACUUGGCUUUGUAGCACCUGUUUUAUUUUUCAUUUUGGCUCUUCAGACUGGUUUAAGUGGGCUGAGACCUGAAGAGAGACUUAUUCGCUUAAGUAGAAACAUGUGCCUUUUAUUAACUGCAGUCCUGCAUUUCAUCCAUGGAAUGACAGACCCCGUAUUAAUGUCUCUCAGUGCCUCCCACGUGUCAUCUUUCCAUAGACAUUUCCCCGUGCUGUUUGUCUCUGCUUGCCUAUUCAUCCUUCCUGUCUUACUCAGUUAUGUUCUUUGGCAUCACUAUGCACUAAAUACAUGGCUGUUUGCAGUUACAGCCUUCUGUGUGGAACUCUGCUUGAAAGUGAUAGUCUCCCUCACCGUCUACACGCUGUUCAUGAUUGACGGCUACUAUAAUGUCCUCUGGGAGAAGCUUGAUGACUACGUCUACUGUGUUCGCUCGACAGGCAAUAUAAUUGAAUUUAUAUUUGGAGUAGUAAUGUUUGGGAAUGGGGCCUAUACCAUGAUGUUUGAGUCAGGAAGUAAAAUUCGGGCUUGUAUGAUGUGCCUACAUGCAUAUUUUAACAUCUACUUACAAGUAAAAAAUGGCUGGAAGACAUUCAUGAAUCGUAGAACUGCUGUUAAGAAAAUCAAUUCACUUCCUGAAAUAAAAGGGAGCCACUUGCAAGAGAUAGACGAUGUAUGUGCGAUCUGCUAUCACGAGUUUACAACGUCUGCCCGCAUUACGCCGUGUAACCAUUAUUUCCAUGCACUCUGUCUUCGGAAAUGGCUGUACAUUCAAGACACUUGUCCAAUGUGCCAUCAGAAAGUGUACAUCGAAGAUGAUAUCAAGGAUAACUCAAAUGUAUCUAACAACAAUGGAUUUAUUGCACCCAAUGAAAAUCCAAACCCAGAGGAAGCUUUAAGAGAAGAUGCUGCUGGAUCUGACCGAGAAUUGAACGAGGAUGACAGUACAGACUGUGAUGAUGAUACUCAGAGAGAAAGAAACGGGGGGAUUCAGCACACAGGCGCAGCAGCAGCAGCAGCAGCAGCAGCAGAAUUUAAUGAUGACACUGAUUAAAGUAGCAUUUACUAAUCAUUGAGGUAUUUGUUUAAAAUUCAGUUCAUCCAAAAUGGAGUAAUAUGCUUCACGUCAGUGUGUAACCAAGCACAAAAACAGUAUCGAUGUUGAAACUGUGAAUGCUUUUCCGUUUACUGUGAUGUGCUACUGUAAAUAUACCUCUUUAAUUACUUCUGGUCUCUUUGGUGACCUAUUUAAAUUUGUGUACAUUAUUGUACAUAGAAUAAAAUGUUUUCACGUUUUUAUGACAAAAUUUGAACAAAUAACUUCUUAAUAGAGAUAAUGAUCAUACGGUGCGUCAACUGUGCCAAAGAUUCCUCCAUGAAGUUGGAAUAUAUGUAAUGCUGGACUCUAGCUUUUCCUUAAAGUGAAUGGAAAAUGAAGAUGCAGAAUAAAGGAAGUUAGUGUAAGAGACAGGGAGAUAACAUAAUCUUGAGUAGAAAGGCUGUAAAAUGUUUUUAAAACUAAGGCAAGAUAAUCUGCUAGAAGCAACUGAGAAACAGUGCAGCUUAGAGCUAGGUUCAAAAGUCACAAAUCAGGGACAGAAUUGAGAAAUAGGCUUGUUAUCAACUAAACUUUGAUAUAAACCAGGACAUGCUGUCUAAGUCUUAGGUAGAAGCAUCACUGUGUUUGCAGUGAGAGCAUAAAACUGUCCUUUCAGACUUCUGAUGAGAUUACACAAUAAAAAGGUUUUCAUUGUUAACUAAGGCAUUGCAGAGCCUAAACAGUGCUGAUCUGACUUGAUGGGUAGGAGAGAGGUGGAAUAUAUAGUGCUACCUCUUUAGAUUACUACUGGAAAGAUUUCUUUAAUAAAGUCUUAGUAUGAAAUUCCACAUCAUAAAAAGAAAACACAAAUCAGGAAAAAAAUAUUUUAAUGGUGUUGUUAUAUAGCGUGUUGGCUAAUUCCAGUGGAUCUUCUUCUCUUACUGAUGACAUUAUCUCCAGUAUUUGACUAAAACAAAAAACAAGGCAUCAGCUUACUUUGAAUAUAUUGUUAGAGGUAUAUAGUCACCUUUCCUAUGUGAGAGAAGAUCUUAUACUAGUACCUCUUCUAGGGAGGUUUAAGAGUUACAAAAGUUGUCAGUAAUACCCGUAGGAAAGCAUAACCAAUUACUGUCAAUGAGAAGACUCUGGACUUAACUUGAAUAUAAAGCUAUAGGGUCAUGUAAGUGCAGCACUAAUGGAACUGUCCGGGAGGGUAGGCGUCCUUUUAAAACUCUAGGUCAUAGCACAUUUGUUCUGGAUCAUGAACAUCUUAAAGGGAAAUGUAUACUGCACGUAAAACAGGCUUAAGUAAGCACCUUUCUACUUUGGAUUUAGUUUUAUUUAUAUUUAUUUGUUUUACUAUUACUAGUAUAACUAUAUAAAUAUUUAUAUUAUAUGUAAUAUUAAUAAAAUGAUUGUUUUGGGGAGAAUAGGACCAAAAAUUUGAAAGGCACUGCUUAUUGACCUAGUCUCUAUCGGGCAGCAAGGAAUGUUUGUGUGCACGCUAAAUACAUGACAGUAUAGAGGGAGUGGCUCUAGACUUGUACUCAGAGCAGAGAGAAGAGCCCAGAGGCUCCUCUUUCUCUGCUCAAAAUGAUCAACAGCAGUGGGUUCCUAGCAGUACUAUCUGUUUUUAUACAUGGAUUAGAAAGUUGUAGUUCAAGUUCAACCUUUAAAUGUUCUUUGUCAUGAGCUUUUUGUUCUCUUUAUGAGGAUCCUAACUGAAUAUCCAAAAUAAAUAGAAAUGGGGAUUUACGAUUAGCUGGAUCUUAGAAGUCGUCCUCAGUGUGACACAGACAUUCAAAUGUAGUUUGUGCAGUGAACUCAGACUGCAUUUGUAAGUAAAGCUGCUGCUGACAGAAGGGUAGCCAAGGGCAUGGCUGCUCUGCUGAGACUUGGGCAGCAGAAUCAUUUACUAUUCAGACUUGUUGACGUCACCGGCGCUUGGUAAAGCACUCUGUUUAGUAAGCCAACCCAGCAACCUGGGCAGCCCUUUUUUAUUGAGUGGAUUUUUCUGUACUUUCAGGAAUAAAGCUGCAGUUAAAUUUUUAAGUAUA
This is a messenger RNA of Grammomys surdaster, 4069 nucleotides long. It is a transcript of the gene Rnf139, whose product is annotated as ring finger protein 139. The record is from RefSeq and is a predicted model, not a curated record. The transcript has 2 exons. Bases 12 to 2027 code for a protein of 671 amino acids. Gene Ontology annotation, biological process: ERAD pathway. Gene Ontology annotation, cellular component: endomembrane system; endoplasmic reticulum. Gene Ontology annotation, molecular function: zinc ion binding; ubiquitin protein ligase activity. NCBI's taxonomy places the organism in Eukaryota, Metazoa, Chordata, Mammalia, Rodentia, Muridae.